CAAAUCCGUGUUCUCCCUCGUGUACCGUGUUCGUGGUUGAUGCGCAGUGCGAAAAAUCUCAUUGGCUAGUGCCCCUACUUAUAUUCAAGUUUCGCGGCAAUGCGUUUCUCUUUACCUCUCUCUUUCUAAACCCUGCCACUUCUUUUCUUCCUCUUCCUUCACCGGGAAUCGGCUAAACCCUACCAUCGACACAAGGGUUCAAUGGCACCAACAAGGAAAUCUAGAAGUGUGAAUAAGCGGAUUUCAAGUUCAGAUGACAUUUCUCCUGAGAAAGAUGGAGUUAAUUCAAAUAAAAACAAGCAACGGAAGAAAAAGUUGACUGAUAAAUUAGGAUCUCAAUGGAGCAAGGAGGAACUAGAGCGAUUUUAUGAAGCAUAUAGGAAGUAUGGGAAAGAUUGGAAGAAGGUGGCUGCUGUUGUACGUAAUAGAUCUGCUGAAAUGGUAGAAGCUCUUUACAAUAUGAAUCGGGCAUACCUCUCUCUGCCAGAGGGUACAGCUUCUGUUGUUGGCCUUGUGGCAAUGAUGACGGAUCAUUACAAUGUGCUGGAAGGGAGUGACAGUGAAAGGGAAAGCAAUGAUGCACCAGGAUCUCGGAAACCUGUUAAACGAAAGCGUGAAAAAGUUCAGCUUAGUGUCUCUAAAGAUCCAGUCCAGUCUCACUCAUUUGCUUCCAGUGAUGACUGCCUCUCUCUUUUGAAAAAGAGGUGCUUUGAUGGUAAAAUACCCAAUACCUAUUCUGGUAAGCUGCCUGUUGGUAAAAGGACUCCUCGUGUCCUAGUUAAGAAAGAUGAGACAGAAAAUUAUGUUUCGCCCUAUAGAAGAAGCCUGAAGUCUACUGUAGAUGCUAAUGAUGAUGAGGUUGCACAUGUUGUAGCGUUGACAUUAACUGAGGCUUCACAAAGAGGAGGCUCCCCCCAAGUUUCUCAAUCACCAUAUAGAAGAGUAGAGCGAAAUUCCUCUCCUGUCCAGAGCUGGGGAAGAAAGCACAAAAUGUCAGGGACAGCUCGUGCCAAGUUUCAUGAUGUUUCUGCAGAUGAAGAGUUCUUAGAAUGUAGUGUCAGUGUUGAAAGCAGGGGAGCUGAAAAUGGAGAAUAUGCAAGAGAUAAUAGUUCAUUGAUGGAUAUGGAGGGCAUAGGCGCUGUUGAAGUUCAUCAUAAGGGGGAGAAAUUUUACAGAAAGAGAGAGAGAGUGAAAAUUGUUGGAAGCCAUCAGCUUGAUGAUGGUGGGGAAGCAUGUAGCGGCACUGAAGAAGGACUUAGUUUUAGUUCACAAAAGGAAAAGGUUGAUAUUGAGGUUACUAAUGACAAACUUGAAAAAUUCUCUCCAAAUGGUCAAAGGAAAAGAAACAAGAAACUCUUCUUUGGAGAUGAAACCCCUUCCUUGAAUGCUUUGCAAACAUUGGCAGAUCUUUCUCUAAUGAUGCCAACAUCUAAAUUAGAAUCUGAAUCAUCUAUCCAGUUGAAGGGAGAAAGAAUGGCUGCUGAUAAAGACGAAAAGUCUGCUUUACGUGAAGCAACAUCAAUCAGCCAUAAGAAACAUAAACUUAAACACUGUGUGGUCCCUGAAAUUGAGGUUUCAACCUCGAAAAAGUCUAAGCUUGGAAAGGAAUUGACAAAGACUACAAAUGCUCUCUCCGAAUCAAAAGAGCAGCUUCCCUUUGCUGAUACAAUAUUGAAAAGAAAGCGGAAGUCUAUGGGUUCAAAGGUUGCGAGUGCAAAGCUUGAUUCUUAUCCAAGUGGUCCCUUGAAAGAUGGGGCUUUAGAUGAUGAGAAUAAACUAGUCGUUAAAGGAAAACACACUGAUCAGGUUCUUCCCCUACCAAAGCAAUUAAAGAUAGUUAAGUCAUCAGAGAGUUCUGUGUGUUCUGAACAGAAAGAUUUGACAGUAUCAGCCGCAGAAGUUCCACUUUUGAAUGAAGUUAGUAUACCAACUAAACGAAGUAGACGGAAGAUUAUUUUACAGAGAACAUCCUUGCCAAAGGAAAAGUCUUCUGACUACAUAUUGAAAAGUCAACCUAAUAAGUACUAUACCCUAAGGGAAAAGCUUUCUAGUUGCUUGUCAUCCAAUAUGGUUCGCAGAUGGUUUAUUUUUGAAUGGUUUUAUAGUGCAAUUGAUUAUCCAUGGUUUGCCAAAAGGGAAUUCAUGGAGUACUUAAAUCAUGUUGGACUAGGGAAUAUCCCAAGGUUAACUCGUGUUGAGUGGAGUGUCAUAAAAAGUUCCCUUGGCAAACCCCGCAGGUUUUCUGAACACUUUCUACGUGAAGAAAGACAAAAACUUGAACAAUAUCGGGAAUCAGUUAGGAAACAUUACACUGAACUGCGGACUGGUGCUAGGGAUGGACUUCCAACAGAUUUAGCUAGACCAUUAUAUGUUGGACAGCGAGUAAUUGCUCUUCAUCCAAAAACAAGAGAGAUUCAUGAUGGUAGUGUGCUUACUGUUGACUAUGACAAGUGCAGGAUUCAGUUUGACCGUCCUGAAUUGGGUGUUGAAUUUGUAAUGGUAAUAGAAGUAAGAAAACAAAUACUACUGAACCCUCAGUUGCAACGGGCGAGAAGUUUGGUUAUCUUACCGACAGAGAGUAGUUCGCGGCGGGGUUACCGAACCGGCGAGGGAAGUAGUCGAGGAAGGUCUUCGAGGCUUUUGGACCGGGGAUUUAAGUCGGACCGGUGGGUUUUCACGAUGGCGCCGCCUUUCUUAGUUAGAGCAUCGUCAAUUAGGUCUCCCAGGGUGGCGAAUAACGCCGCCGACGCGGGAACCUCCGCUGCGCCGCCGCCGCCGCCGCCUACUGUGGAAUCUUUUGAUGCUACAAUUCAGGCAUUGUCUUUGACAAAGGAAGGUGAAGAUGUAUUCAUGAAGAUUGGGCAGGCAUUGGAUUCUAUUAAUCACCAACAAUUGGCCUCUGUGUCUAGAUUACCUGUGAUCAGAUCUCAAGAACAAGUGAAUGUGAAUGGCAGUUUUUAUCAUAAUAAUCAUUCAACUUGCUUUGUAUCAGAGUCUUUACUUAAUGAUCCAUCUGGUCAAAAACUACAUAAUUAUUCUGACAAAUUUGAUACUGAAAUUCCAUCAGAGCUUAUCACUUCAUGUGUUGCUACAUUAAUCAUGAUUCAGACAUGUACUGAACGGCAAUACCCUCCAGCUGAUGUGGCUCAGAUAUUAGAUUCUGCCGUUACGAGUCUGCAUCCAUGCUGUCCUCGAAACCUUCCUAUUUAUAGAGAAAUUCAAAUGUGCAUGGGAAGAAUCAAGACCCAGAUUUUAGCUCUCAUCCCUACUUGACUUUACAUGUGUAAUUCCCUCAUGUAGCUCUUCUGUUGUAUAUGAACUGAACUGAACUAAUAGUUCAGAUCACAUAGGGGCUCCUCGCCCACCUUGUAAUGUCUUUUUGUUGAGGGGUACAAUCAUUUUUUA
Cajanus cajan (pigeon pea) is the source of this 3405-nucleotide messenger RNA. The record is from RefSeq and is a predicted model, not a curated record. NCBI's taxonomy places the organism in Eukaryota, Viridiplantae, Streptophyta, Magnoliopsida, Fabales, Fabaceae.